This is a messenger RNA of Symbiodinium sp. CCMP2592, 1560 nucleotides long. The record is from the annotation of a GenBank genome assembly. NCBI's taxonomy places the organism in Eukaryota, Dinophyceae, Suessiales, Symbiodiniaceae.
AUGGACGGCAGAGGCGAUGCUCACAGGGCGUGGUGCCAGGAAGCAAGCGUUUUCUGCGAGAUGUUGAAAGAGCUGCGCUUGCACCUCGCGGGCGGCAGGCUGUACACGAGGCUUGAAAGUCUCUUGAACCAAGUGCCUUCUGGGCCUGCUUUCCACAACAUGGACAAAUACAACUUCACGAAACUGCUCCUGGAAAUGUCCAUGGAUAUGGUCAAGACACGCUGCAACAAGACUUCUUGGGGCAUAGCAGCUACAGAACUUUUUGAGGAUGUUGAAAAAGCCUUACGCGAGGGGUGUGUGGGUUUGUCGCAGGCUGUCAAGUCUGCACCCUUGUGGUUUUGGAAUGCCCAAUCUGUAUGCCAGGAUGAUAGUGAUGAGACAUAUACAGACCAAUCAGAGCAAACCAUGCUGCACCCCCCGCACCACAUGGUUUUUGUCAAUGUGCCCUUCGGGGUAUACGUUCGCAACUCCCCGCACUUGUACGAGAUGCUGUCCAGGAUGAGAUGUUUGCAAAGGGACGGUGCGGUGGGGUCUGUGAAGCAAAUGCUCGCCGUUUUGGACGCAGACGGCCAUUCCUAUUCCGUUUUGGUGUACGCAAUCAUCGCUGCGAUGCAAGUUCUCUUUCAUGUCGCUCGUGCACGCUCCCCUGCAGUCUGGAAGCUGCGAGAACUUUGGCCGCUGAAUGGAUCUACCCUGGACUCAUGGUCUUGUUUGUCCUGCGAGAAGUUGAUGUUCCGCGGCAUCUGGGUGCCUAAAGAAGUCGACGAAGCUGCUGCAACGUGGCAGAGAUCGUUCAAUUCAUUCUCCCGAGAGGCUGACGGGGUGCGGAAGGUGUUGCAUUUUUAUGCCAAAUCGAGAGGGACCAGCAUCGCUGCACUAGCGCAGAAAGACCAGCACAUUCUAUUGUUCGUUGCUCGCCGCAUCCGACAAGAAGAUUGGGCAUUCCCAAUGCAGUUCUUCAGUUGGCAUGAGAGCAGGGAAGGAAGUUUGGAGCGUGAACUGGUCUUGCCUCCUUUCGCAGCAUACGACUUCGAGUCUGAUCUGGAGGUCUCCAGUGGAAUGCCUGGCAUCAUUCGUGCGGAGAAGUUUUCGAUUCUGCAGCAGAGAUGGGGCUUGCCUGCGAAGUUCUUCGACACAGAAGUCCCAAAGCUGAUGCGAUGGCUGGGGGAUCCGAAGUCAAUGCUUCUGCAUGAUUUAUUGGGUUCGCCACCCCAGAUCACCGUGCGGUUCAUCCGGAAAGUCACCUUGGCCGAGCCUGUUCGCUGUCUUCUCGACGCAGAUGUACCUUCUCUGCUGCAGUUUCCGCAAUGUUGGCGCGUGGUCGGAGGCGAGCAGACGGGAGGAUUGCUGGUUCGACAGGGUCCGGGUUUGGACAGUUCCACAGCCCCACAGCGCUUGCAGUGUGGUGCAACGGUCGUUGAAAUUGAAACUCAAGGCGUCCGAAUGCACUAUAAGUUGGUGCUAGGAGAUGGACCAUCGCAGGGCUGGAUCACUACUUUUGUGAAGCAAAGCAACAAACGACUGGUGGUUCGUGAGGAAGGCAUCUCCCCGAAGCCUUGA